Messenger RNA from Oryctolagus cuniculus (rabbit), 7728 nucleotides. The record is from RefSeq and is a predicted model, not a curated record. NCBI's taxonomy places the organism in Eukaryota, Metazoa, Chordata, Mammalia, Lagomorpha, Leporidae.
CUGCCUGCUGCUCGCCGCGCUUCUCCAGACCCCCAGCGCUGCUCCGGCCCUGACCCCAAAGAACUUGGUGGCGUCCCCCGGGCUUUGUUUCCUCGGGGUCACCGCCCUCGGGAGGCCCGGCAGCCUCGCCCGGCCUUCGUGGGUCCCGCAUCCGACGCCCCCUCCGGCCCCCGCCCCCUACCCGCGCGGAGACAGGGGUCAAAGGCAGCCCGCGUCACGUGGUCGCCGAGCAGCACCGAAUCGGCCGAGAGAGCCGAGGGAGAAUCCGGGUGGAAGCCGAGAAAUCCAGCCCCGGUCGCAGCGCCCGGUCCCGCCCCGGCCCCCGCCCCGGGGCGCUCGCCGCACGCCCGCCGGCCGCCCCGGCCUCCGCUGCGCAGCUCCGCGCGCUGCGCGCGCUCUGGGAUCGAACCCACGCCUGCCGCCGAAACCCCGGGCAGCCUGGGCCCUGUGGGCCCCACCAAGUGAGCAGCAUGCGACACCCCCAGGCCUGCCCGCUGUCUUCUGGCCUGCUGCCCAGCCCUCCCAGGAGGCCCUGACGCCCUGGGGCACUUCUGCUCUGCGCAGGACCACGUGGGGGUUUGCCAUGGUGACAUAAAGGGGCGCAGAGGAAGGAAGGAGCAAGACCAGCCUGCAGACUGCGCCCCUGGCUGGGAGGAAGGGCCGGGGGCCCAAAUCCUCCACUCCUGCUGCCCACCAAGGGCCUCGCUUCCCAAGUCUCUGUGAAUUUGUUGGUCAGUGGACAACUCUCGUGCCUCCCCGUGUGUGGGGCCUUGGGGUGGCCAGGGCAGGCCGGGCCUCAGGCGGCCGAGGGCCCUGGGGGCCAGAAUGCCUGCUCUGGCGUGCCUCCGGAGGCUGUGUCGGCACGUGUCCCCGCAGGCUGUCCUCUUCCUGCUGUUCGUCUUCUGCCUGUUCAGCGUCUUCGUCUCUGCCUACUACCUGUACGGCUGGAAGCGGGGCCUGGAGCCCUCAGCCGACGCCCCCGAGCCUGACUGUGGAGACCCGCCACCCGUGGCCCCCAGCCGCCUGCUGCCACUCAAGCCCGUGCAGGCGGCCACGCCUUCCCGCACAGACCCGUUGGUGCUGGUGUUUGUGGAAAGCCUCUACUCGCAGUUGGGGCAGGAGGUGGUGGCCAUCCUGGAGUCCAGCCGCUUCAAGUACCGCACGGAGAUCGCGCCAGGCAAGGGGGAUAUGCCCACGCUCACCGACAAGGGCCGCGGCCGCUUCGCCCUCAUCAUCUACGAGAACAUCCUCAAGUACGUCAACCUGGACGCCUGGAACCGGGAGCUGCUGGACAAGUACUGUGUGGCCUAUGGCGUGGGCAUCAUCGGCUUCUUCAAGGCCAAUGAGAACAGCCUGCUGAGCGCGCAGCUCAAGGGCUUCCCGCUGUUCCUGCACUCGAACCUGGGCCUGAAGGACUGCAGCAUCAACCCCAAGUCCCCGCUGCUGUAUGUGACGCGGCCCAGCGAGGUGGAGAAGGGCGUGCUGCCCGGCGAGGACUGGACCGUGUUCCAGUCCAACCACUCCACCUACGAGCCGGUGUUGCUGGCCAAGACGCGGUCAUCUGAGUCCAUCCCGCACCUGGGCGCCGACGCUGGCCUGCAUGCUGCACUACACGCCACCGUGGUCCAGGACCUGGGCCUGCACGACGGCAUCCAGCGCGUGCUGUUCGGCAACAACCUCAACUUCUGGCUGCACAAGCUGGUGUUCGUGGACGCCGUGGCCUUCCUUACGGGCAAGCGCCUCUCGCUGCCUUUGGACCGCUACAUCCUGGUGGACAUCGACGACAUCUUCGUGGGCAAGGAGGGCACGCGCAUGAAGGUGGAGGACGUGAAGGCCCUGUUUGAUACACAGAAUGAACUGCGCACACACAUCCCAAACUUCACCUUCAACCUGGGCUACUCAGGGAAAUUCUUCCACACAGGUACCGAUGCCGAGGACGCGGGGGACGACCUGCUGUUGUCGUACGUGAAGGAGUUCUGGUGGUUCCCCCACAUGUGGAGCCACAUGCAGCCCCACCUUUUCCACAACCAGUCUGUGCUGGCCGAGCAGAUGGCCCUGAACAAGAAGUUCGCUGUCGAGCACGGCAUUCCCACAGACAUGGGGUAUGCAGUGGCGCCCCACCACUCGGGCGUGUACCCCGUGCACGUGCAGCUCUACGAGGCCUGGAAGCAGGUGUGGAGCAUCCGCGUGACCAGCACGGAGGAGUACCCCCACCUGAAACCGGCCCGCUACCGCCGCGGCUUCAUCCACAACGGCAUCAUGGUCCUCCCGCGGCAGACCUGUGGCCUCUUCACACACACCAUCUUCUACAACGAGUACCCGGGCGGCUCCAGCGAGCUGGACAAGAUCAUCAACGGCGGCGAGCUCUUCCUCACCGUGCUCCUCAAUCCCAUCAGCAUCUUCAUGACGCACCUGUCCAACUAUGGGAAUGACCGCCUGGGCCUGUACACCUUCAAGCACCUGGUGCGCUUCCUGCACUCCUGGACCAACCUCCGGCUGCAGACGCUGCCCCCCGUGCAGCUGGCCCGGAAGUACUUCCAGAUCUUCUCCGAGGAGAAGGACCCGCUCUGGCAGGACCCCUGCGAGGACAAACGCCACAAGGACAUCUGGUCCAAGGAGAAGACAUGUGACCGCUUCCCCAAGCUACUCAUCAUCGGCCCCCAGAAAACAGCUGCCCCGCUGCCCGCAGGCACCACGGCCCUCUACCUGUUCCUGGGCAUGCACCCCGACCUCAGCAGCAACUACCCGAGCUCGGAGACCUUUGAGGAGAUCCAGUUUUUUAACGGCCACAACUAUCAUAAAGGCAUCGACUGGUACAUGGAGUUCUUCCCCAUCCCUUCCAACACCACCUCCGACUUCUACUUUGAGAAGAGCGCCAACUACUUCGAUUCCGAAGUGGCGCCCCGGCGGGCGGCCGCCCUAUUGCCCAAGGCCAAGAUCCUGACCAUCCUCAUCAACCCGGCAGACCGGGCCUAUUCCUGGUACCAGCACCAGCGAGCCCACGACGAUGCCGUGGCCCUGAAGUACACCUUCCACGAGGUGAUCACUGCCGGCCCCGACGCGUCCUCGAAGCUCCGCACCCUACAGAACCGCUGUCUGGUCCCCGGCUGGUACGCCGUACACAUCGAGCGCUGGCUCAGCGCCUUUCAUGCCAACCAGAUCCUAGUCUUGGAUGGCAAACUUCUGCGAACAGAACCUGCCAAGGUGAUGGACACGGUGCAGAAGUUCCUCGGGGUGACCAACACCAUUGACUACCACAAAACCUUGGCGUUUGAUCCAAAGAAAGGAUUUUGGUGCCAGCUGCUUGAAGGAGGAAAAACCAAGUGUCUGGGCAAAAGCAAGGGGCGGAAAUACCCGGAGAUGGACUUGGAUUCCCGAGCCUUCCUGAGGGACUAUUACCGGGACCACAACAUCGAGCUCUCCAAGCUGCUGUACAAGAUGGGCCAGACACUGCCCACCUGGCUGCGGGAGGACCUGCAAAACACCAGGUAGCCGCGGCCGCCACAUUCAGACCACACCUUCGUGCCCACGGCAGGGACGCCCGCCGCAUGCUGAGCCACGUGGACCUGCAGAGUGGGGAGCCGGGCCCGGGCCGGCCAAGCACGCACGAGCAAUACUCCACAAGGCCCACGGAGGGCCAGGAGGAGAGCCCAGGCAGGUGUGCGAGCGCCUCGGGCCACCACUGCUGGGCCCGUGGCCCAUCGGACCUCCCUGGCCACCAGAGGUCCAUUCCGUUCACGGCCUCUCUAGGGAGGCCACUUCCUGGUAGGAGGGAGUCAGCGAGACCCUCCCUCCUGUCCCUCACUGUGUUCUGCCGACCGCCCCCUCUCCCCAGCAGGCCGGCCCUCAGUAUAGCUGCCAUGUCUUCUCUGUCGUGCAGACGGCACGGGAGACGAGCCCCGCUGGGGCGUUUGCCAAGCCAGGGAGCGAGACUGGACGUUCCCCUGAGUGUGUCGAGCCGGGCCCUCCAGGGAGCUCAGCUGGCUGCCCAGCGGCAGCACGAGGCCUGCUGCCGAGGACUCAGCCCCGUGUCCGGGUCAACACUUUCAGAUCUCACCUUCCCUCUCCGGUUCCUGCGGUGGCCCCCGGGGGCCCUAGGGCACUGCCGGGCCACUGGGGGGGCCCAGAGCCCCAGGCCUCAAACCUCCCUCUCCCCUUACCCUGGGAUCUGACAUGCGUGGUGUUUCCUGUGGUAAAAGACUGGGGCAGUCCCAGUGUCCAUGCGUUGUCCCCACACCCGCCCGGUCUCGGCCAAGGGCCCCCGGAGACCCUCCCCCUUAACUUCCUCAAUACUAAGAAGCUAAAGUAUUUUAAUAUUUUGUUUUUUUUUUUUUUUUUCUUGGUGCCAGAGUUUAUACCCUGGGUGCUGGGGUCGCACUGUGUUUUAUAUAUAUACAUAUAUAUAUAUAUAAUGUGUAUAUAUAUAUAUAUUAUAUUUUUUUGGUUGGGUUUGUUUUUAAUUCAGUCAUACAAGGUGGCCGUAAGCCCCGGUCUCACAGGCCUCUCCUGCGGUGCUGGAGGCUGAGGCGGAACGGAGUGUGUGUCUUUCUGUGUCUGAGGUCUCAAGGAGACAGUGUGCAGGUGGCCCCGGGGAAGCCUCUGUUCCUUAUCCCAGGUGCCGCGGCCGUCCUGGGGCUGCCCCCGCACUGUGCCAAGGGGAGCAGCUGUCUCCAGGAAACCUGGGGGAAUUGUGGCCAAAGGAAGCAGCCUGGGGCUGGGGUGGGAGAGCCGGGGCUGGGGUGGGACUGCCUGGCCCAGGGCUGGCCGGUGCCCCACCCCCUCACAUGGUGCUAGGUCGGGAGCUGCCCUGGGAGCCGGGGUGCUCAUUGGCACCCAUAACAGGCCUCCAGGUCCCCCACGGACUGCGGGAUCUCUGGGCUGCUUCCUGCCCCCCUUCUAACAAUGUGAAGUGACUGAGGCUGGGAGCCCUCUCCCCAGCCCCUCCAACUGCCAAUUCAACUUUGAACGGAUUCCCCCACCCAUGCCUUCCCCGAGAGCCCUGUCUCGUUCAGAUCCAGCAUCUUGGGCCCCAAGGGCUCCGUGGACAAGUGUGAGGCGGUUCGGAGAAGGGGAGCAGCCUGCUGUCUUGGGCCACGGAGCUGGUCGGCAGCACGGCCUAGCACUGAACUCGGGACUCCCAGGUCUCAGUGCAGUGCUCCUGCCGUGCCACGCCGCCCCUGGCCCAGCCGUGGGGUCCUGCUGUGUGUCAGGUUCCUGCCCCUCCCUCAGUCACUGCCGUGGUCGUUCUAGGAUAUGGGGACAAACCACUCCUUCCCAGCCAGGGUGCCUUUGAACCUUCCUGUUCCCAGGCCUGCUUUUGCACCCCGCCUCGGGAAGCCCUUCCCUGGCCUGCAGGGCCUGGCUCUGUCUUCCUUCUGAACCCAUUCCCUCCUGUCAAGCUCUCCCCCGCGGCAUGGAGGAGGUGGUGGGAUGUGGCGUGUGGUUUCCUGCUGCACAGAGCACGGUUGCCAUCAUGCUGCUCACCCGAAGCCGUGGGCCCAGCAGGGCCGAGGCGCGCGCUGUUGGAGGCCGGCCGGGGUGCUGUGUCUGCUCAGAGGCUGCGAGGUCCUGCCCCGCCUUGCACGGUGCCAACCCAGGGCCUCUGCCCAGUGGCAGGGGCUGGAGGAUCUCACUGCUCUCUCGUUGUGGGCCCAGGGCCUCCUGGUAGGGCAGACAGCUCCGCUCCUCUCUGCCUCUGGUCUCAGGCAGGAGCAGGUGGUGUGAGACCACGGGAGAGCGCCAAGCAGGCUGUCUGGGCUCUGGUCUUUGUGAGUGUGGCUGCUGGUGCGACCCUUCCUUCCACACAUCUUUCCUGCAGGCCUGCCGGGCCCAGACACGGUGGGUGUGGGAGGAGAGGAGGGGCUCUCAGCUGGCAGGAGCCCACACUGCCCUCCCUACGAGAGGAGAAACCUGGAGAGGUGUGGGGGCAGUGGGGCCCGUGUCCAGCGUCCACUUACUCACUGUUAAGCGUUCGGCCAAAUAAUAAAAGAGAAAAAGAGAAAGUGUGCAGCCGACUCCACCAUCCGUUCUGCGCUCCCCUCCCUGAGCCUCAGGUGUGUGCAGGUGGGAGGUGCCACCUGCAGCUGCCCGUCAUUCCAGAUUCUAGAACCUUCCGGGCUGUGAGCCUCUUGUUGCAUGGAGAAUGAGUCUGAAGGUUCAAACGCGCCUCAUGGAGUGUGCGCGUGAGCAGCCAGUACUGCUGGGGCGAGGCGCAGAGCACAGUGGCCAGGCCGACCCUCCGCUGGGCAGCGCCGAGGCGGGCAUUGUCAGAGGCACUGCUGGGGGCUGGGAUGUCUUCGCAGAUGUCUGCCUCCAGCACCCUGCACCCAGCUCCGAGUUGAAGUCAGCAGCGCUGGCCGCACUGGGCUCUUGCUCGCUGACCCAGGUCACUGGAGGUCGCACACUGUGAUCCUUCACCCCUAAAUGCUCAGACUGCAGCCCCAAGUCAGGGCUGCUGGCACGGCCGAGACCGCGGUGACUUUCCCCCGGCCAUGGCUCUGUUGCCCGGACUCCCUGCUGUAACCUAGACCUAGUCUUGGAGUCGGGACCCCACCAAGGCGCACGCGUUACGUUCAGAGGCCGUGCUUCUGAACUCCAGCUAAAUGCCAGAAAGUCUUGCCUCUGCCCGUUUGAUUUGGGAACGACCCUGCUGUUGAGGCCACCAGGCCUGCUGUCAUUAGAAGUGCUGUGUUCUGUAUCCGAGGGUUUCCUCUUGGGGUCCUGGAGCCGCCGCCUCUGUUCCCUUUAUUUUUAGUGUUCCACACGAGUCUUUGCCGUUUGCAUCUCCGCCAUCACCUGUACCACGUGCCAAAGCAGCAGAGGGGCCGGAUGGAGCUCGGGAGGUGGAGGGGGCUCCCCGGAGGAGGCAGCAGGGCACUGGCCUGGGCGGAAGAGGCUGAGGGCACGGGCCGCAGGCACCACGCACAGCAUCUCUGUAUGGUCCUGGGGUUUUCACUUGUUGGGGGCGCCUGGUCUGUGAGCCUGAGGCAGAGCCGGGUGCCUGGCAGGCAGGGAAGGGCCUCACCAGGGUACCGCCUGCCCCGAGCCCAACGUGAGGGCCAACACACCGGGCUGCAGGCAGCAGCGGGGAGAUGCCUUCCUCCUAGCACCUCGGUUUCCUCCUCCAUGGAACGAGUAGGCGGGGGCUGCAGCAGGAGCUUUGACACGUCAGAGCGGAGAGCAGUCGUGUGCUCACUGAAGUCCAGAUCGGGCUUCCAGACCCCACCGGCACUCACCGCCCCCAGUUCCCAGGGCAGUGCUGGGCUCCGGCUUUGCCGCUUCUGCACGGGGUGCCCCUGGGACGGUGUCUGCUCCCCUGAGGGAUCACAGGAGCUUCGUGUGGGGAGAUGCCAAGGCCCUGGGAAGACCCGGGCCGUGGUUUACCCUAGGACACUCACCUCCUGCCCCUUCUUCUCUCCGGCCCUGGGGAGCACGGGGAGCAGAGGGCUUUUUACGACUGUGCUAGUUUUGUUAUCAGCAAGAGGGCUCCUUUUGUACUUCAUGCAUGAAAUUCAUGUCGUUUCCUGGCAAGGGUGGGGGGCACCUUAGGGGUCCGAGCAGAGGUUUCCUUCCCUUGUGGGGGUGGGGUGGGGGCAGAGAUGGGCACUACCCAGCUCGCCCGAUGAAGGCUCUUGAAGCAGCCGUUUUGGGUUGUGUUAAAAGUGGGAACCUUCCCCCAUUAAUGUACAAUCGCGAACUAACUGCUAAUAAAGUGGGGUUCUGUUUGUA